Messenger RNA from Echinostoma caproni, 216 nucleotides. The record is from the annotation of a GenBank genome assembly. Lineage: Eukaryota; Metazoa; Platyhelminthes; Trematoda; Plagiorchiida; Echinostomatidae.
AUGUAUUCUGAGCUCUGUGAAUCCUCCGACGAGGACACCUUGCCCAUGCGGGAAAUCCUCAUACCACAUGAGGUGGCUGAAACCAGCGACUGGGCUAGCACUCAAAUAGCGCUAGAAGCGGCUCUAGUCGCCCUUGACCUGCAAGGUUCGAUUAUACACAAACUGCGUGGAAAGGUUUCGGCACUAGUUGACGAUUUAAGUCACCUGACAGCGUAA